CUGUGGGACAUGGCACAAGGAAAUAAUUAUGGGCAAAGCAGCAAUGGGGUGGCUGAUGAAUCCCCAAACAUGCUGGUGUACAGAAAGAUGGAAGACGUCAUAGCUCGCAUGCAAGAUGAGAAAAAUGGGAUUCCUAUUCGUACAGUCAAAAGUUUUCUUUCCAAGAUCCCCAGUGUCUUUUCUGGUUCAGACAUUGUUCAGUGGUUGACAAAGAACUUAUCUAUAGAAGAUCCAGUGGAAGCUCUACAUUUGGGAACGCUGAUGGCAGCACAUGGUUAUUUUUUUCCAAUCUCAGACCAUGUUCUAACACUAAAGGAUGAUGGCACAUUUUAUCGAUUCCAGACGCCCUAUUUUUGGCCUUCAAAUUGUUGGGAGCCGGAAAACACAGACUAUGCGGUUUACCUCUGCAAGCGGACAAUGCAAAAUAAAGCAAGGCUAGAGCUAGCAGACUAUGAAGCUGAGAGCUUGGCCAGGCUACAGCGAGCAUUUGCUCGGAAGUGGGAGUUUAUUUUUAUGCAAGCUGAAGCACAAGCAAAAGUUGACAAGAAGAGAGACAAGAUAGAAAGGAAAAUUCUUGACAGCCAGGAGCGAGCGUUUUGGGAUGUGCACCGGCCAGUGCCUGGAUGUGUAAACACUACUGAAGUGGAUAUAAAAAAGUCUUCAAGAAUGAGAAAUCCACAUAAAACAAGAAAGUCUGUCUAUGGCUUACAAAAUGACGUCCGAAGUCACAGCCCUACUCACACACCAGUACCAGAGUCUAAGCCUCCCACAGAAGAUGAACUACACCAAGAGAUUAAACACUGGCAAAUGCAAUUAGACAGACAUCGAUUAAAAAUGUCAAAAGUUGCAGAGAGUCUAUUAGCUUAUACAGAGCAGUAUUUGGAAUAUGAUCCUUUUCUUGUGCCCCCUGAUCCCUCAAACCCUUGGAUAUCUGAUGACACCACUUUCUGGGAACUGGAGGCAAGCAAAGAGCCAGGACAGCAGAGGGUGAAACGAUGGGGAUUUGGCAUGGAUGAAGCUUUGAAAGACCCUGUGGGAAGAGAGCAGUUUCUCAAGUUUCUGGAGUCUGAAUUCAGUUCAGAAAAUUUAAGGUUCUGGUUAGCAGUAGAAGACCUGAAGAAGAGGCCUAUCCGUGAAGUUCCUGCUCGUGUCCAAGAAAUCUGGCAAGAAUUUCUUGCUCCAGGUGCACCCAGUGCCAUCAAUCUAGAUUCAAAAAGUUAUGACAAAACCACGCAGAAUGUAAAAGACCCUGGAAGAUACACAUUUGAAGAUGCUCAGGAGCACAUUUACAAACUGAUGAAAAGUGAUUCUUACCCUCGUUUUAUACGAUCCAGUGCCUACCAGGAGCUGCUACAGGCCAAGAAAAAGGGCAGAAACAUCCCUAUUUUCCCAUGCCAUAAAAACUGUACACCAACACUGAGGGCGAGCACUAACCUGUUAUGAAAAGAGGGGAAAUCGCUCACAUCAAAGAGGUUAACCAGUCUAGUGCAGUCCUACUAAAAGGAUCACCUUGUAGCAUGGAAGCAGACUCAAAUCAUUAUACAUACUUUAUAGCUCACUGAUUGCCUGAAUCAGAGGACAGUAGAACAAGAUGUUGCAUGAGCAAGGACCUGACUUGUUUUCUUUUGUGUAUACUAAGGCAUUACAGACUCCGAGGGACUCUCUAGCCUUUCGAUGCCUCCAUUUCGAAAACUGUCUGCUCACUUCCUCCUUCAUAUCAAGCUGGAUCUGUGUCUUUUUAUUUUCUGCAAGCUCAAGUACAGUGAAAAAAAAGCUUCUGCUAGGCACAGUUUAUUAAAAAAAUACGUCAAUCAAAAACUGGAAGAAAUGUAAAAAAUGCAUAUAUUAAUAAAUAUACAUAUGGCAUCACAUUUAUUGCACAAUAAAUUAGCACAGAAGGUUUCAUUUCACUGAUGUAUGCACAUUGAGAAAGAAAACCUGUGUCUUUGUCUGUUGUCUGUAUAUUCUCUGUUAAUGUUUCUUGCAUUUAUUUUUAUACCAUAUUUAAAAAAGAACACCUUUUACU
Messenger RNA from Centrocercus urophasianus (Greater sage-grouse), 2026 nucleotides. It is a transcript of the gene RGS7, whose product is annotated as regulator of G protein signaling 7. Lineage: Eukaryota; Metazoa; Chordata; Aves; Galliformes; Phasianidae. Gene Ontology annotation, biological process: G protein-coupled receptor signaling pathway; regulation of G protein-coupled receptor signaling pathway; intracellular signal transduction. The transcript is spliced from 17 exons. Bases 10 to 1443 code for a protein of 477 amino acids. The record is from RefSeq and is a predicted model, not a curated record.